AUGCGUUCGUCGCUGAUGUCUAUGGCCAUCCUGGGCGCUGCUGUUGCGUCCGCGGCUCCUACUCGCGUCUCGAGCCUCGUCAAGCGUGCCAGUAGUUCAUGCAUUUUCAACUCGGCUGCCAGCGCCAGUGCUAGUGCCAGCUCCUGCUCAACCAUCGUGCUGAGUGAUAUCGAGGUUCCUGCUGGCGAAACCCUUGAGUUGAAAGACCUUGAAUCCGGUACCAAGGUCAUCUUCGACGGCGAGACCACCUUCGGUUAUGAGGAAUGGGAUGGACCCCUGAUCCGCAUCUCCGGCUCCGGGGUUACAGUGUCUGGUACCUCCAAUCACAGCAUUAAUGGCGAUGGGUCUCGCUGGUGGGACGGUGAGGGUACUAAUGGCGGCAAAACGAAGCCCAAGUUCUUCUACGCGCACGACUUGGAUGAUUCGAUCAUCACUGGCCUGAACAUCAAGAACACCCCGGUCCAGGCCUUUAGCGUGCAGUCGGACAAUCUGGUUCUGAGUAGCAUCACGAUUGAUAACUCCGACGGCGAUGACAAUGGUGGCCACAACACCGACGGAUUCGAUGUGAGCGAGAGCACCGGGGUCACCAUCCGCAACGCGGUCGUGAAGAACCAGGACGAUUGUCUGGCUAUCAACUCUGGCUCGAACAUCAUCUUCACCGGUGGUACUUGUUCGGGAGGCCAUGGUCUGUCUAUUGGCUCCGUCGGUGACCGUGACGACAACACUGUCAAGAAUGUUACUAUCUCGAGCUCCACCGUGACCGACUCUGCCAACGGCAUCCGAAUCAAGACCAUCUCUGGCGCGACUGGCUCCGUCUCAGGUGUCACCUUCUCAGACAUCCAGGUCUCUGGGAUUACCGAUUACGGUAUCGUCAUUGAACAAGACUACGAGAAUGGCAGCCCAACUGGCACCCCCACCACGGGCGUUCCCAUCACCGACCUGACUGUGGAGAGCAUCACUGGGUCAAUCGAGAGCGAUGCUGUGGAUGUCUACAUUCUGUGUGGUGAUGGAAGCUGCUCUGACUGGACUUGGUCAGAUGUUGAACUCACUGGCGGUGAAGACAGCGAUGAGUGUGAGAAUGUGCCCUCCGGUGCAUCCUGCUAA
Molecule: messenger RNA, 1104 nt
Organism: Penicillium macrosclerotiorum
Lineage: Eukaryota; Fungi; Ascomycota; Eurotiomycetes; Eurotiales; Aspergillaceae
Product: glycoside hydrolase family 28 protein
Exons: 3
Coding region: 1-1104 (367 amino acids)
Biological process (GO): pectin catabolic process
Cellular component (GO): extracellular region
Molecular function (GO): polygalacturonase activity
Source: RefSeq, a predicted model, not a curated record